ACGUGCUUUAGGGGCCUGGGCUUUCAGGCUCCUUCUGGCUCAGCUUGGGACAGAGCCCCAGACCAGAGGACACCUGUGGUCUUGGAUUUAAAGCUCAGUAAUGGGGAAACUUGAAAAUGCUUCCUGGAUCCACGAUCCUCUCCUGAAGUACCUGAACAACACAGAGGAGUACCUGGCCCACCUGUGUGGCCCCAAGCGCAGCCACCUAUCCCUCCCGGUGUCUGUGGCCUAUGCGCUGAUCUUCGUGGUGGGGGUGACGGGCAAUCUUCUGGUGUGCCUGGUGAUUGUCCGACACCAGACCCUGAAGACACCCACCAACUACUACCUCUUCAGCCUGGCUGUCUCAGACCUGCUGGUCCUGCUCUUGGGGAUGCCUCUGGAGGUCUACGAGAUGUGGCACAAUUACCCUUUCCUGUUCGGGCCAGUGGGAUGCUACUUCAAGACCGCCCUCUUCGAGACUGUGUGCUUUGCCUCCAUUCUCAGUGUCACCACGGUUAGCGUAGAGCGCUAUGUGGCCAUCGUCCACCCGUUCCGAGCCAAGCUGGAGAGCACACGGCGGCGGGCCCUCAGGAUCCUCGGCCUGGUCUGGGGCUUCUCUGUGGUCUUUUCUCUGCCCAACACCAGCAUCCACGGCAUCAAGUUCCAGCACUUCCCCAACGGAUCCUCUGUGCCUGACUCUGCCACCUGCACUGUCAUCAAGCCCCUGUGGGUUUACAACUUCAUCAUCCAAGCCACCUCCUUCCUCUUCUACAUCCUCCCCAUGACCCUCAUCAGCAUCCUCUACUACCUCAUGGCGCUCAGACUGAAGAGAGAUGAAUCCCUUGAGGAAGACAAAGUAACUGUGAGCGUUCACAGACCCUCCAGAAAGUCAGUCACCAAGAUGCUGUUUGUCUUGGUCCUUGUGUUUGCUAUCUGCUGGACCCCCUUCCAUGUGGACCGCCUCUUCUUCAGCUUUGUGGAGGAGUGGACUGAGUCCCUGGCUGCUGUGUUCAACCUCAUCCAUGUGAUAUCAGGUGUCUUCUUCUAUCUGAGCUCAGCUGUCAACCCCAUCAUCUAUAACCUCCUGUCCCGACGCUUCCGGGAGGCCUUUCAGAAUGUUGUCUCUCCUUCCUGCAAAUGGUGCCAUUCCCAGGGUCGCCCACAGGGCCCUCCUACCCAGAAGAUUAUCUUCUUGACAGAAUGCCACCUUGUGGAGCUGACAGAGGAUGCUGGCCCCCAGUUCCCUUGCCAGUCAUCCAUCUGCAACACCCACCUCAUGGCCCCCUAUGCCACAGAGGAACCAUGAAAGAAGUGGUCAGAAGGCCACUUCAGAAGGCCUGGAUUCUGUGGAUUGACAUCCCUCUAAGCCCCUAGCACUGCAAGGAGGGACACCCUGUCACCUCUCCCUCCUUGUGUGCUAUUAGGGGGAUAACAAGGCUCUUACUCAUUAAUUUUUUACCAUUUAUUACAAUUUAUUCACUUUGUAUCCCCGUUGUGGCCCCCUCCCUCAUCUCCUCCCAAUCCUACCCUUCCUCCCUCUUCUCCUCCUAUGCCCCUCCCCUAGUCCACUGACAGGGGCGGUCCUCUUCCCCUUCAAUUUGAUCCUGCCCUAUCAGGUCUCAUCAGGACUGGUUACAUUGUCUUCAGGGGGAGAUAAAAAGACCUGGAGGCGAUAGGAGUUCCAAAAGGAGACCAACUGAGCCAAAAUAAUUGAGCCCUGGGAGCCCCGCAGAGACUGAUACCCCAACCAAGGACAAUGCAUGGAGAGGACCUAAAACCUCUCGGCUCAGAUGUAGCCCAUAGAUUCAGUAUCCAAGUGGGGCCCCUAGUAAGGGGAGCAGGGGCUUUCUCUGGCAUGAAUUCAGUGACAGGCUCUCUAAUCACCUCCCCUUUGGGGGGAGGGGGGGUGCAGCCUUGCCAGGCCACAGAG
Molecule: messenger RNA, 1909 nt
Organism: Meriones unguiculatus (Mongolian gerbil)
Lineage: Eukaryota; Metazoa; Chordata; Mammalia; Rodentia; Muridae
Gene: Nmur2
Product: neuromedin U receptor 2
Exons: 4
Coding region: 101-1285 (394 amino acids)
Biological process (GO): G protein-coupled receptor signaling pathway
Cellular component (GO): plasma membrane
Molecular function (GO): neuromedin U receptor activity
Source: RefSeq, a predicted model, not a curated record